Molecule: messenger RNA, 1134 nt
Organism: Penicillium angulare
Lineage: Eukaryota; Fungi; Ascomycota; Eurotiomycetes; Eurotiales; Aspergillaceae
Product: phosphatidylinositol-3,5-bisphosphate binding protein HSV2
Exons: 5
Coding region: 1-1134 (377 amino acids)
Biological process (GO): protein localization to phagophore assembly site; protein lipidation; autophagy of mitochondrion
Cellular component (GO): phagophore assembly site membrane; extrinsic component of membrane; cytosol
Molecular function (GO): protein binding; phosphatidylinositol-3,5-bisphosphate binding; phosphatidylinositol-3-phosphate binding
Source: RefSeq, a predicted model, not a curated record
AUGAACACCCGUCAAGUCAUUGAUGUGUCUGUUGGACCCUAUUCGUUAUCAGCAACCUUCAACCAUGACACCAGUUGCUUCUCGGUGGGCCUGGAAACUGGUUUCUGUGUCUUCAACGCCGAUCCUUGUGAGCUUAAAGUCUCCCGAGACUUCAAUGCGGGUAUUGGUCUGGCCGAACUGCUAGGCCAGACAAACUACCUAGCUAUCGUCGGUGGCGGGCGAACCCCGAAAUUUCCUCAGAACAAACUUGUGAUUUGGGAUGACGACAAACAAAAACCAGCUAUCACACUCGAGUUCCUUACCUCUGUGCUUGGUGUGCGUCUUUCCAAGUCCCGAAUCGUCGCCGCACUAUUCAACAAAAUCCAUGUUUUUUCCUUUUCGGCUCCUCCCCAGAAGCUAGCGGUAUAUGACACAUCUGACAACCCACUGGGCCUCGCAUGUCUGAGCCAAAAGUCGCUAGCCUUCCCGGGUCGAUCUAAAGGACAAGUACAAAUGAUAGAACUAGAGACGGGGGUUAUCAGUAUCAUUCCAGCUCAUAGUUCCUCAUUGCGGGCAAUGGCACUGAGUCCGGAUGGUGAGAUGCUGGCUACGGCCAGUGAAGCUGGUACUUUGAUUCGCAUAUUCUCAACAGCAAACUGUACAAAAUUGGCAGAGCUACGUCGAGGAGUAGAUCCUGCAGUGAUAUUCUCUUUAUCAUUUUCACCUUCAAAUACCCUCCUUGCAGUCACCUCGGACAAAUCUACAUUGCAUAUCUUCGAUGUCUCCCACCCGAGUCAGGUUACACGUCGCAGUCAGUCGCCGGCGUCUGGGACAGAAGAGGGUACGAAGCAAAAAUGGGGAUUCCUUGGGAAAUUACCCCUUCUUCCACGAGUAUUCUCCGACGUAUACUCGUUUGCCAGCGCACAUUUUGAGAUGGGCGAUGAAGCUGUUCCGGGAUCACCAUUGACGCCUUCAUCUGGCUCAUCGCUAGGCAUACCUCGUAAAGGUGUCAUAGGCUGGAAGGAUGACGAAACCCUCUUAGUGGUCGGAUCAGGCAGAGAAGGCCGCUGGGAGAAGUUUGUACUCCGAAAUGGUGAUGACGGGAAGCGAUAUUGUCUCCGGGAUGGAUGGAAACGAUAUCUUGGUGGUGGUUGA